CGAUAUGAAUUACUUGUGCGUAGCCUCUGAAGUCAGAUGAUGUACCCAAAAUGAUAACAACAUCACACGGUUCUGCAUGGUUAACUUGUAGACACUGCUGAUGUCACGCGAUUGUCAUCGGUUUUAUUAUUGCUAAUGACACAUGAUUGAGGAUGUCAUUAUGGGAAGACAUUCCUACCUCACUGACAUCGUUCGGCCCCAUCACUUCUGAGUCAGAAUCCUCUGGGGGCAUACUGUCAAGGAUUUUCAAGAGGGGAAAAGAUGACUCGGACAAUUCAGCUGGGAGCAGCAAAGUAUCAAGUCGUGAAGUGUCGGUGGACAGAGACAGAGCCAGUAGAGGGGAGAGAACUCGAGCCAGCUCAGUUGAUCGAGCCAAGGACCAGCUGGGGUCGGCCAGUAGCUCACCCAACAUCUCCAGACAGUGUUCCCCAGCAACACUCACUCCUGAGCAUGUCCCAGAGGUCAAGGUCACAGAGGCAAGGUUGAAGGAGGACACCACCAAGAGGACCCUGGGCAGUGUGCUCACACGCCUGUCUGCCAUUGUAGAGAAUAGACAAUCAACCCCCCAAGUGUACAGAGACAGUGACUUCAAGCAGUACUGGAUGCCUGACAGUAGCUGUAGAGAGUGUUACGAAUGUGGUGACAGGUUCACCACGUUCAGACGUCGACAUCAUUGCAGGAUAUGCGGACAGAUUUUCUGUAAUUCUUGUUGCUGUCAAGAACUCCCUGGGAAAAUUAUAGGGUACAAAGGCAGUAUCAGGGUGUGUCGCUACUGUCUGGAGGUGGUCCUUCAGUACGCUCAGAAGGCCGACCCCAACUCUGGAGUCACCCGGGAGUUGCUGGCGAGAUACAUGCAUGCGGCGGAGAAUGCCCUGUCACCUGAGGCAAAGAAGUCUACCACAGACCAGCAGCGGUCACUUUCUCUAAGGUCACCCAGUGAGGCAGAGAUCAGCGCAGGGAGUGCUGCGCCCUUUGAUCUCACUCCACAGUCGGAGUUCGUCAUGUCAGACAACUUCCCCAGUGACAGGAUGAUCCUGCUGAAGGACAGCCAACAGCUGCGCAGUCUCUGGAUGAUGAUGACUGACCCAGAAACUGGACUUGAAUUUCAAAACUUCAGAGUCAGACUGCGUAACCUUCAUAACUGUAUCCAUGGCAACCGCAUUGUGGACUGGUUGUUGAAGCAUGACAAAGUGUCUGACAGGUCUCAGGCGAUUGCUAUUGGCCAAGCACUGAUAGAUGCCGCCUUUCUCAGCCCCCUGCAGUCCCCUGCAAUGCCUUUCAGGGAUGACUACACCCUCUUCAGACCAACAGAAGUCUUGACAUCGGACACCGUCUCCCUUAGCAACAGUCAGCUUGAGGACAGCCUUACAGAGGACAGCGCCCCUCUGUGGUUCCAGCAGAUACAGUCCACCGCACACAAUGCAGAUCAAGUGUUUGGUGGUGUCACUGAGGAGGAUAUAAACAAGAGUGAGAAUUACAGUAACUUGUCACAUGAUUCGAGCGGGGAGAUUAAAGUUGAUGAGCGACAUUUUGAGGAGCCUGUUGCCCAGCCUGUGUUGCCAAGUGAUGUGGGAGCUGAUCAGGAUGGCCCAGAUUCUAUUUUUGGAACAGUUGCCGAGACGGAAAGGACCAUGGCAACAGCUGAGGUCACAGGGUCAUUCAGGACAAUUGUACUGGACAGUGGAGACCCUUUGGUCAUGGAAACGUUUGAAAAACUUCAACUGGAGCAUCAUGAGCACCUGACCCUGUUGACACGGCAACUGCUCCAGGAGGCGGGCCUGUCGGGCGGGUGGGCGGACACCAUCAUCUCAACUGUGGACAAGGUCAGCAUGUUCGUGAAGCCCGACGUGAAACACAACAUGGACGACAUGGACAUAAGGAAAUAUGUGCACAUCAAGAAGAUCCCAGGUGGCAAGCGAGAGCAGACGGCCCUCACGCAUGGCGUGAUGUUCAACAAGAACAUAGCACACAGAAAGAUGUCUCACAAGAUCAGCGACCCCAGCGUACUGCUGCUGGCAGGCUCCAUUGAGUAUCAGCGUGUGGAGAACAAGAUGUCCUACCUCGAACCACAGAUACUUCAGGAGGAAGAGUUCCUGUGGAAGAAUAUCAAGAAGAUAACAUCUUUGGCCCCAAAGCCAAACAUUCUUGUUGUAGAGAAGUCCGUGUCACGUCUGGCCCAAGAUUUCAUCCUGAAGGCUGGAAUCACGCUCAUAUACAAUGUGAAACAGUCAGUGAUGUUGCGGUUGUCACGGUUACUCGACACAGACAUUGCAGCCUCCAUAGAGAGCCUGAUGGGGAGGGUCAAGGUUGGCUUCUGUCACGGGUUCUCUGUUAAGAACUUCACCAUGCCAAUGGGAGAGACAAAGAGCCUGGUGUGUUUUGAUGGCUGUGCCACCCACCUUGGCUGUACUGUGAUACUGCGUGGUGGCUCCAUUAGCGAACUGAAAAAGGUUAAAUUGAUAUUGAAUUACAUGAUAUAUGCCUCGUACCACUCAAGACUUGAAAUAGCUUUCUGCAUGGAUGAGUUCUUGAAGCCUCCACAGAAGGAUGAUAUUGAUUUUGACUUCUCAUUCAGCCAAAAGAAAAAUAGACCCAAACAAAAACUGGAGAAUGCAAAGGAACCCAAAGAUACAAUUGAAAAUUACUCUAAAGAUAAAGAAACGGGUAAUGAUUUAGAGGUUACUGACACAGAACUAAAAGACGUGGAGAAUAAAAAUCCACCUUCAGUUCAAAAUGAUAAAAAUCCUGAAAGGGUAAAUUUCUUCUUUGGUGAAAAUGAUAGUACAUUGAUUAGAAAUGCUGAUACUGUUUCUGAUAAUGUGGAGUCUGCUGACACAUCAUUAGACAAACAAUCAGCAAAUAACAAAAUAACUGAAGGAACUAAUUCAAGCUCAGAAACAGUAAAGUCAGACAGAAGAGGCUCUUUCUUGGUGCUUCAAAAGACAAACAAGAAUGACGACAUUGAAAGUGGGUCAUCUUCAAACCAGUUACCAGCUAAACAAAGGUCUAACUCUAUGCAGAAUGCCCAAAGACCAGGCAUAGUUUUGGAGACAGGAACCGGUCUAAACAGGAACCAAGCUGACCAGAGCAGCGGUCAACAGUUGGAUCUCAGGCCUUCCCUUGACAGGGCUGAGUCCCAACCAGACUUUAGAUCUAGGCAUUCCUCUGGAAGUCGGCGUGACCGCAGUCCCAACCCCCAGCGUCGUUCUGCCUCCACCCAACUGACCGACAACUCUGACCCGCUGACUAAGUACCAGAACAAUCAGGAUGAGUCAAUCUUCCAGUCUUCACUGGCCUUGAAGGAACAAAACGUAACACACAGGACCAAGUUCAAGAAGAGCCUAGAGAAUACGGUGCUGUCCACAUCUCCAUACAUCAAGUACCAGCUGCCAUACCUAGAGACAGAGACUGGGUCACGGUGUGAACUGAGGAGGUACCUGCCUCCAGAGAUAUACUGGUCAACUAGCUUCAGUGAGAAGCAGUCAGAAGCCCGCAAACAGAUGUGGAACCCGGACAUUGACCCUAGCAGGAAACCGGAGCCCCUUGCCAACGUGGUCAUCAGAGACCCGGACGAGUUCAUCUGCCGACCACUUGUCCGCCCCGCCAGUAAUUAUACCACACAGUGUUUGCUUGCCAAAUUUAGAGCUUAUGGUGGCAGAAUUGAUGUCAUUGACACCAUUUUAGAUGAGCCCAGAAAGAACACCAGGAAAGGCAAAGAAAAGAAAACAAAGGGGAAACAACUGGACAUAGACAUUGCUAAGCCAGACAACUCUGUGCCUCUUGAAAGGAAGGUAGACUGCCUGGACACCUUCAGUCAUCAGCGUAUCGCUGUUCUGUUUAGCAGUUUCAGUUACCUCUCUGAGAACCACCCCAGCCCAUGUGUGUACCCUUGGCAAGUUACCAUGGAAUUCUAUGGCAGGAAUGAUACAACUCUUGGGGAGUUUUUAGAGAGAUUCUGCUUUAGGCCAUCCUACAUAUGCCCGUCCGAGUCAUGCAACACGUCUAUGGAUCUGCACAUUCGGAGGUUUGUACACGGGCACAGCUGUAUCAGCCUCAUCCUGAAAAGGUCUAGCAAGGACAAACAGAUCAACAUCGGCAACAACAUCCAGAUCUGGAGCUGGUGCCAUCGCUGCAAGCAGGCCACUCCACGCAUACCAAUGAGUGAAGAGACAUGGAACCUGUCGUUUGCUCGCUACCUUGAACUGCGUUUUCAUGGUGAUAAGUUUGUGAGACGAAAUGGAUUAGACACUGGAUGUUAUCACUCACUACAUCACGACAACUUCCAGUACUUUGGACUCAAGGACACUGUGGCUGCAUUCAAAUACUCUGCCAUCAAGCUGAAGGAGAUCAGACUUCCCUCCCUUGUCAUUGACUACCAGUUCAUCCUGGAGACCAUACAGCUGUACAGACACAAGGAUGAGCUCAAGAGACUGUCCAGAGAUGUGACGGACCUGUUUGACCAACUACUGCUGUACACAUGCUCACAGGAAUCUGAAGUGUUCUGUGAAAAUGUUGCUAGAAUGCUGACAGAAUUUAAAGUACAGCAAAAAGUUGAGAAAACUCAGAUCCAAGAACACUGCAUCAAAAUUCGUGAGGUCCUGGAGACUCUCAUUAGUGAGGUCACCCAGGUCAAAGAUGCCAAAGUUGUGACCUUGACCCGAGGUCAGCUUGACCUUCAUCAUGCUGUUGAGGACGGACUGGUCAACCUGAAGCGGACGAUUGCAGAGGGAAUCAUUCGGUGGAAUAAUAGGCUGGUGGAGUUCUAUUCAUUGCAGAAGAAAUCCAAACAGGCCUCAUCAUCUACCAAUCGCAAAAGUCAGGAACCAGUCAGUUUUAGUCUGGGCAGUGUGCACCAGGAACCAGUCUUCACAGGAAGUGAGGAAGCACAACCAGUCAGCAGUUCGAACAAGGACACAGUCUAUGCAGGAAGUGGAAAUCCUAAACCAUUCAGGGCCAUUAGUUCAGAACCAAAGUUUGACACAGUCUAUGAGGCCAAAUCUAUUAGUGAUGAAACAGUCAUUGCUGAUGUGCUAGACACUGAAACAGAUAAUACUGUCUUGUCACAGGAUUUAAAUGAACCACUUCCUGUAGAAUUUCUUUCAAAAAAGGAAGAUGAUGUAAUAAGAGAUAUGAAUGAAGACAGUUUGUUUGUUCUCGUAUCAGAAGUUGAUUCUGUUGAACAAGAAAAUGUGAUAAAAAUUGAACCAGAAGCAGUUGACGUUAAAAAAGGCCAGCCAGUUAUUAUUGACAAUACAUUAGUUAAUGAAAGGGACAUUAUAAGCAAAAUCAGCUCAAUUAAUGAUGAAAAGCCAGCUGUUUGGGGUGAUUUUACUGAAGCAACAGCUAUAAUAAAUGAACAGGGCUCGGGAACAUUUGAACCUAUUGAGGACAGUGAUGAUGAGGUUUAUGAAGAUGCAUUAGAAAAGAGAGAGAACGACUGUGAUACUGUGGCUGACGAUAAAGAGCAGUAUAGUGGAAGCUUGACUCAAGAAGAGGCAGAAAAGGGCUACAUUGUGCCCCCACUGGACUCGCUGUCCUCAGACUACCUGGAAAGUAUUGAUGGUGUCUCCAACAUCCAUGGUGGCCUCUACCUACUGACAGGAGGUGGGCAGGACUUCAACCGCAGGACGUCUGACUAUAGCCUUGCCAGUCUCUCACCCCCGCAAGGAGGUGCCUCUUCUACCCUGUCAGAUUUCUCUGGUAGCUACUGCUAUGGUAUUACGCCCGGUAUAUCAGCUGUAGGUGUAAUUCCACCAAGUUUGGAGGCCGACUGUAGUUAUGUCGUAUGUCACAGAGAGGACAUAGGUGUGAUGACACCCCCAGCCCUAUCAGAUGAAGAAUCUGCUGCCAAGCAACAGCAAGCAUCUGAUGUUGUCAUGGAAACACAGCCCCUUUCAGUUGCCAUUGCAACUAACGAGGAAGCAUCAUCCAACCAGGGUGUUAGUCUUGGACGCCAGUAUAGCUGGGACACAGGUCCAGUUGGACGCCAGUAUAGCUGGGACACAGGUCCAGUUGAUAAACCAUGGCAAAAAGGUGGAGCUGAUGACGGGACUGAAGGUCAAGCAGGGGACAGAAAAGGGGUCAUUCAGACGAUCAAAAGCACAAUCUGGCAGGGAUCUGGGGCCUUUCAGCUGCAGUCUCCCUUUGAGUUGAGUACCCACAAUGUUCUACCCGCGUGUGAGCAGGUGCCAGUGAUUGUGUAUGACCAUGAACCCAGCUCCAUUAUAGCCUACUCACUUAGUUGCCGUGACUAUCAUAUGAAACUUGGUGAAAUUCAAGCAGCGAAACGGAGCAGUCACAUGAAAGCAGAUACCGAAAGCUUGGAUAAGUUUCCUUGGGAUGAACAGGGGAAUACCGCCAAGAGACCGCCAAGUGGCAAGCUGGCCUUUUUCAAGGGCAGUAACCGCGACCUUCAUCAGCGUGGGGAGACCACUGUUGAUAGCGUGAGAUUUCUCAACAGGGCUGACAGCACUUUACUGGAGAGUCCACAAGACGAUUUGGACUACCCAAUGUUCACAGCCAGCGUGUCUGAACAAGGUGAGAAGGGAAAAACGGCCAGUACCAAAACCACCAUCAACCACCAUAUUGAGCUACAGUUCUUCGAUUCCACCGCCCGCUUCUACUGCAAGGUGUAUUUUGCUGAUCAUUUUCGCCACCUUAGGAAGCAUGUGUUCCCAGAGGGAGAAAGUGUAUUUAUUCGCUCCUUGUGCCGAUGUAAGCCUUGGGAAGCCAGUGGAGGGAAAUCUGGUUCAUCGUUUUGUAAAACAUUUGAUGACCGAUUCAUUUUGAAGCAGAUGUCUAGCAUGGAGGUGGAGUCGUUUGAGAAGUUUGGACCCGAGUACUUCCAGUAUAUGGCCAGCGUAGAGAAACAACAGAAACCAACAGCCCUAGCUAAGAUAGUGGGAGUGUACAGGAUAGGAUUUCGCAAUCAGCAUACCAACAACGCCAACAAACAGGACCUCAUUAUACUCGAGAAUCUCUUCUACAACCGCUGCAUAUCACAGACGUUUGACUUGAAAGGCUCCGAGAGGAACAGGAUGGUGAAGCAGUCUCGCAAGCGUGCCGCAGCUGUGGAAGAACUGGUGCUCCUUGAUGAGAACUUCCUCAGAGUGAGUGUGGACACCCCGCUGUACAUCAUGCCUCACUCCAAGACAGUCCUGCAGCAGGCAAUCAGUGAGGACUCUCAGUUCCUGGCUACCAACCUUGUCAUGGACUACUCCCUGCUAGUGGGACUGGACGAACAGAGACGGGAGCUAGUUGUUGGAAUUAUUGAUUAUAUUCGAACAUUUACAUGGGACAAGAAACUUGAGACAAUACUUAAGUCACAAUUCGGUGGACAGGGUAAAAUGCCUACGGUUGUCUCCCCGGAGGUGUAUAGAACGCGCUUCCUGGACGCAAUGAGCAAAUACUUUCUUGCAGUGCCCGAUCAGUGGAGCGGACUGGGCACUUACAUAGAAUCAUAGAACCUAGCAAGACUGUGUAAUUAUUGUUCUAAAGUCUGGUUACUUACAUACAAUCAUAGAACCUUGAUGGAGUUUAAACCGAUACUUCGACAAAAAAUUUCGUUUUCUUAUAAAGGACCAUUAUAUUAUAAUAAUUAGAAUAAUACAAGACUUUCCAGUUUUCAGCUGAGAUCCAAGCACCUUUCAUUUUUACACUUACAUAAAAUCCAAGACCCUAGGUAGACUGUUGAAUUAUAUUUUGUAUAAAGACACGUGUUUCGAAUGUCAAUGCCAGUUAAGUGCCAAUGCAGUCGUGAGUUCGAUCUAAGGACUAAUCAUACCCAAUUAACCAAUGGAUAAACUGAGUUCAAGUUGGAAUUACAUUUAUUCUCAUUUGUCAAUAUUUUGAGCGGUCAUGGUCGCAAGUCCAGGAACAUCAUCGAUGGACCUAUCAGGAUCCAUGGUCGACACGUUUCAAGGAAAUGACCUUUCUCUGACAAUAUAUUUAAUGCAUCUGUGGUAUUCAGCAAGUCCAGCAAAAAAAAAUGUUUUUGUUAAUCUUAACAUCUCUUUGAAAUCUUAAGUUUUUGGAAUCUUACGUCAUACAUCUGACAUCAUAUGGAUUCCGUCAUAGCAAUGCCUAAUGAUUCGGAACCAAACAUAAAUGCAACUUUUUUCCGUUCUACUAUUUGGAUUGAACUGUAUUGCUUAAUAUUGAAAUCACAUUGACAUAAAACACUUUCAUUCUACAUAUUUAUUGUACAUUCCUCGAAAAGUCGCACAUUCCUUUAAUGAUGUUUAGAUUACAAAACAAUUGAAGAAAAAAGCGUCAACUCAUUUCCUGAUACUUAUUAAAUAACUUAAAAAAGGGUUUCGUUGUUUUCGGCCUGAGACAUUUAUAUGAAAACGAAAUCACGAUAAGUUGAUUAUAAUACAGUUAAAUUAUGUUUUUUAAUAAUUACCCAUUGUUUUGUUUGUAUUUCUUGAGACAAAUAUGCUCUUCAAGCCUUUUGGUCAUUUAACGUUUUAAAGUAUAUCCAAAAUACAUUUCAGGCGUUCAUGCAAUAUUCUUGGGCGUUAACCCAUUUUGGCGUUGACCACCACAAAAAGGUGCAUUACCUUAAUAACGCUCGGUUGGUUAUUGUCGGCUACUACUUGCAUGUACCCCGGGUACUCUUAAGUAUACUUAAAUGUAUCCCGGGUACGGUAUAUACACUAACACGUACUAGGGAAUUCUAAUGCUAAAAUGGUCGUUGUCGGCUAUUUUUAUUUUUUAUUAUUUUAGUUUAUAUAUUUAUAUUCUGUAACAUAACCUCUAUGUUAUCGAAACCCCUGCUCACAAAGCAUGUUGAAGAAAAAAAUUCAAAGAGAAUUUAGUUUCGUAUUCCGUAGCGCGUCUUACGACAUCGGAUUUUGGGCGGGAACAAAACUCGGGUAGAGUCUAAAUUGGCCGGGUACGUGAUAGUAUAUUUUCCGUACCCGGGAUUCAUUUACGUAUACUUAAGAGUACCCGGGGUAUAUAUUGGUGAAAACAGAAUACCAAUAAUGUGAUAUUAUUUCAGUGCUAAUAUGUUACAUUGUUUACUUAUUCUAUUCUAUUUCAAAACAGACCAAUAUAAUAUCUUACGUGAUGUUGGCCUGUUCACGAUAUAAUUCAUGAUUAGCUUUGUCAAUUGUUUUUUGUUAUUUAUUGCGUAGAUUUGUGCAAUAAUUGUUAUUAAUGAAAGAGUGGAAAUAAAUGUUACAAUGAUGCUCA
Dreissena polymorpha is the source of this 9198-nucleotide messenger RNA. RefSeq names its product 1-phosphatidylinositol 3-phosphate 5-kinase-like. The record is from RefSeq and is a predicted model, not a curated record. Gene Ontology annotation, biological process: intracellular signal transduction; phosphatidylinositol metabolic process. Gene Ontology annotation, molecular function: 1-phosphatidylinositol-3-phosphate 5-kinase activity; ATP binding; metal ion binding. The transcript is spliced from 47 exons. Bases 153 to 7463 code for a protein of 2436 amino acids. Lineage: Eukaryota; Metazoa; Mollusca; Bivalvia; Myida; Dreissenidae.